This is a messenger RNA of Fusarium vanettenii 77-13-4, 1005 nucleotides long. RefSeq lists its product as uncharacterized. The record is from RefSeq and is a predicted model, not a curated record. The transcript has 5 exons. Bases 1 to 1005 code for a protein of 334 amino acids. NCBI's taxonomy places the organism in Eukaryota, Fungi, Ascomycota, Sordariomycetes, Hypocreales, Nectriaceae.
AUGGUGAACCUAUUCGCGAGUCAACAGCCUCGGCGCUUCGAGCUUCCCUCCCGAUAUAGGCCUCGGCGAGCUUCUACUAUAAUACCAGAAGCUAGCUUUGAGGUUAUACCGUCCCAUCUUGGAAAGUCAAGCGAUUCCACGUUGAACUCACUCAUCGAGGAGCUACCUCAGCAGCUGGAGAAGAUAGCCGUGUUGGGCUUUCUCACGGAGCAGGUUACGUUCGUGCUGGACACAGGGGGGCCCAACCAGUAUGACUUCCUUAACCAGCUCGUUAGUGCGGGCUUCUCUGAUCCCGGCGGGUCUCUGUCCACCGCAAACGACGAGCUCAAUGCAUUCGUCGCAGAGGUCUCUAAAUCGUCGAAUAACAUACUCCUCCUGGAUGGCUCUGACUUUCGAUUUGAUGCAAAAUCACUGGAGAGACUCAAGUCGAGGAGGUGGUUCAAUGACAGCCUCAUCCUUGCGUGUUUACAUCUAUCCGAUAAGUUGGGAUAUAUCCGCGUCGGAUUUUGCGUGCCCAUCCAUCAACAGAAGGAUCCCCAGCAGUUAAUGGCCCGCCCAUUUGAGACGGCUGCGAACAAAAUCUCGGAAUGGCAUCAGCAUACGGAAGCGGAGGAGUCCUAUGUAUGCUUCUUCCCGCUUUGCCAGCACGAGAACCAUUUCAGCCUCCUCGACGUCAACGAGAGAUCAGAGGGCAUUUCAUCCUGGAUCAUAAUUAGCUCAUUGGUAAUUCCACACCUUGAUGAACCAAGGGAAAAUCCCAAGCCUAACUACAGCUCUCAUCAGCACUCUGGUCGGCUGCAUGGAGUUGAGGCAGGAGAAUGGGAGGUUAUGCCAUGCUGUAACUCGUUCCGUCCACAGACCGGCGGCGAAGAACGGUCGGCCGCGCUCGGCACUCCUGCUAGACAAGGCCUUCCGACGGACCCCUGCAGACACGCACUGCCCAAGAUGUUGCAGCGUGUCGAUCAACCUGUCUUGAAGCUCAGCACACAGUCCGGAAACACAUGA